CGAGAUGGCAGCCAAGAUGAUAAUUUUUGUUCUGGCCCUCGCCACCAGCAACGCCUUGCCGGUUUGGAUCAACGGAAAUGGCUACAUGAUGCCUGGCACAAUUUUCCGCAUCGGCCGCUCUCCCAACAUGGCGUAUGCGUUCGGCAGCGGCUUUAGCAGUAACAUCGGAGGCAUCAGCCACUCUACUAGCGUUGGUUCCUCCUUUGGAACCGGUGACGCUGAAGCGUACAGCUCUGGGGUUACUGGCACUAACGCUGGUAGUGCCUAUGCUCGCGGAGUGUCAAACGUCGUGCCAGCGCAAUAUCCUCUUGGCUACCAGCAUUCUACUGCGUCUGCUGUAAACAGUGGUUUCGGUCGUAAUGCAUAUGGAUCUGCAGUAUCUUCAGCUCAAAAUUUCGGCGGCAAUUAUGGCUCAGCCGUGGCUACCGCCCAAAACCAGAAUGGGCUUGGAUACAGUAGAUACGGUAACGCCGUGUCCGCGGUCGAGAAUGCUGGACCAGCUCGCUACCAGUCCGCUGUGUCGUCUGCUCAGAACCUAAGAGGCCUAGGUUACGAAUCUGCUGUAUCUAGCGUUCAUAAUGCGGGAAGUGAUUUCGGAUCGGCGAUGUCAGCCACUCAGAGUAAAGAUGGAUACGGUGACUUCAACUCUGCCGUCUCAGCUGCUCAGAACUAUGGCGGAUAUGGAGGCAGUUCUUCUCAAGUGGUCCAGCAGCGCGCUGGCUCCGUGCGCCACAGCGGCGCUUCAAGCAUCAAUGGGCCCGGUCUCCAGGCUGCUCAGUCUCACGCCAUUAACACUGAUUAUUACUAAUAACCAAUAAUUUAAAUUCUAAGUAAAGCAACUUUAGUCUAAGAAAGUAACCACUUUUAAAAAGAUAUUGAGACGACUGCUACACACUUGUCUCAAUACCUAUUAAGUUUGUGAUUUAGGUAAGCAAUAUUAAGGAAUGACAAUGGCAAAGCUAUUAAUAAAAGACUGUUGUAAAUGUAUUUCAUUUCUUA
Hyposmocoma kahamanoa is the source of this 999-nucleotide messenger RNA. Its product is annotated as prisilkin-39-like. The record is from RefSeq and is a predicted model, not a curated record. The transcript has 2 exons. The coding region runs from base 5 to 808 and encodes 267 amino acids. Lineage: Eukaryota; Metazoa; Arthropoda; Insecta; Lepidoptera; Cosmopterigidae.